GAGCGCCAUUCUCUUAAUAUUGGAUGACAACUGCUACACUGUUAUCAUCACCCAGGUCGCAGUAUCCAACCCUCAAGCACACACACACAUGCAUACACGCAACACACACACACACAUACACCCACGCACGCAAUAUACGCAUUCACAGGUCCGAGUCUUCAAGGUGAGGAUCGGGACGAAGAGCGUUGGGUGCAGUUGACAACAAUGUGUUCGAAGGGAAUGAUGGUGGUUAAUGUGUUCUUAGGGACUCUGUGCUAGUUGUGUGUUUGUGUGUGCAACUGCUCGACUCCUGCAGUAUGAUUCAGCAUGGGUCGUCGUCGUUUAUGCAAGGGGACAUAUUCGAAGGCCCCGGUAGUCUCAGAGACAGAGGAAGAGAAACGUGCCCGUUACAAGCAACGUAAAGUUAUUCCGAGAUUUGAUGACCUUUUUCUUAACAAAAAUGAAAAUGCUAGACUUGACUCUUCAGAAGACUUUAUUGAUACCCUUAUUAAAGGAGUGAAGUCUGUGGAUAUCUCUGGAGAUACUCGGCUGAAGAUCGGCUCCAACUGCCGUAGAAAGCCUCCUGCAUUCAACAGUUUCCUGGGUAAUUCUACCUUGAGUGUGAGUCGCAUUUCUGCGAAUGAUACAUUUGACAAGCUUGUUGGGGAUGAGAGAGUUCCUCAAACAUCUCGGGUCAUCAACAGCCCAUCAACAUCAGGAAGUUCCCUUGAUUUUAGUGGUAUCUUGUAUAAAUCCCUUCAUGCCAAUGUCCCUGCUCGGAACCCAAAAAAGCCACGGGGUGCAAAAUUACAAUCUUUACGUGAAGUUAAAGAAGUUAAAGACACUGAAACUGAUGUAAAUUUUGGCAGUGCAGCUCUUCAGCUAGAUAGUGGUCAUCUCUCCUUCGAAAAAGAAUGUGCUGUCUCCUGUGCAAAGAAAAAAUUAAUACAGUCUCCGUCACUUUUCUCCUCGUAUGAUUACUCUGAUGUAGCUAAUGAUGAACAUGUACAAAGUGGUGAUAAUACUAAUCAACUUGCCCCGAAAAAGUUACCAAUGCCCUCGACAGACACAAAGUUAACAGAAUCUUUCCAGCUGUUUUCAUCAGAGGAUGAAUUGUUGGCUAUUACUGAUGAUGAGAAGGCAGCAGGGCAACCAGUCUGCAGGGAGCGCAGGCAUAAUAAAAAGCAGGCCACCAGUGAAAUGCAAGGCAGACAAAAUCUUCAUGCUAAAAAAGGAAGGCAUAAGAAAAAGAAAGAUGUAAUGGCUAUAGUUACUUCUCCCUCUUUAAGAUAUAAAGAUGCAGUGAAAGAAAACAUUAUGCCUGAUUUUAGUAUAGUUAAUGAAACAAAGAAAUUAAAUUCUUGUGAAAUCUUUGAGAGAAAGGUACCCAAGAUUUACGUAACACGACUUUCGGAGGCAGUAGUUAAAAAAUAUCUUGAUUCUGUAAAUGUGUCAUCUAUAGAAAAUAAAUUAAGAAACCCCUCUUCACAGAGUUUUUCAAACCAUAGCGACAGUUUAACAAUAGGUUGUCAGCAUUCAUUGUACCAGAAACAAACGUGCAGAAUAUCCGAGAAGUCCCAUGGGUCACAACAUUCUGGAAAAUCUAGUGUUAAAAGUGAUAUGUGCACAAGUACUCCUGCAGAUUCUAGUAGGCAUAAAACAGUUUUGAGCUUUCCCACAUCUUCAGAUGAAAAUGUACUCUCGCCAGUACCCAAGGAGAGCGGAAACUUUACUUUGGAAUCUUCAGUAUUUGACAGCCCAUUGGUUCUUGCAGAAAAUGACAGUGAUCACAGUUCCUCUUCAGUGAGCAAAUAUGAAACUUGCAAAUCGUCUAAUACAUGUGGAGUUAGUGAUAACAUUAGUUGUGAGACACAAAAUAAUAAGCCACAAGGAAGUUGUUACAAUAGUUCCAAUCAAAUAUCAAGGGAGCCAUUCAAGAGUGUGUUAAUUCCUGCAUUUAAUUUGAGGGGCUUGAAAACAGAAUCAUCCUCUGUCAAAGUCUGCCAAGAAGUUCAUGUUGCAGACCUGUCAAAAGCAAUUGCAGUUGAAAAAAUGAGAGAGAUUAAUAUAGAAGAGUCUGUUAAACUAGUUACAUUAAAGAAAAGAAAACGUGAGAAUAAAAGGCUUGUCAAAAGAUUAAAUUCACGUACAGAUUUCUCUGCAGCAGAAAACUCUGUAAUCCUUGUAACAAAGAGAGAUAGGGAUACAAUUAACCUAAACUAUAUCCUGCCAGGAAAAACAAGGAAAUCUUCAGCAGUUGCACUAAAGUCGAACUUUGAAUUUUCUCCGAUAUCGUAUCGUCAUUCCAAGAAAAAAACUUUGGAAUCGGUAUGCCAGACUCGAGGAUCGACUGAUGAUGACCAGUCCAUAAUUCUAAGACGAAGAUCUAGAGCUACACUUGGUAGAGAGAAGCAACUAUUUGUAGUACCAUCACCUGCAUUACCUAAAAGAAGAAUUUCAAAGAGAAUAUACAGACGUUUGAAUAAUUCCGCACAAAAUGCGGAAUCUAGUAAUUACUCGUUAAGAUUGUCUGACAAUGAGCAUUCAUCAUUUCUCACAGUGAAACCAGGAUUGGAAUGUAGUGCAAAUGCUAAUUUAUCUGCAGCUGAGCUUUCCAUUAUUUUCACUAGAAAGCGAGUUUCUCGGCAUUUGUCAAAAAGAGAAAGUACCAUCUCUGUUAAUGUUACAACUGGUGAGGAAGAUUCACAGUAUCUUCCACAAUUGACAGUGUCACAAAGAAUGUCUUGUAAGGGGUAUGUUACUACACGUAGAAAUGUAAACAAAGGAAAGAAAGUAGAGAGAGUAUUUAACAUAAGCAAAUUGUCUGCCAACAGUAGAAAGGUAGGAUUUAAUUGCUCUAGAAUCAGCACUUCAUCAUAUGGUAGUUUAUUGAAGAGCUCUCUUAUUGACAACUUCAAAAAACGAAGAAAAAGUAUGGCAGACCAAUUUGUAUAUCGUAAGGGAAGGUAUAGUAAAGAUUCCUGUAGUUCAAACUCCUAUGAGGAAUGUUCUUCAAACUCCUAUGAGGAAUGUAAUUCAACCAAAGUGGAUACAGAAAAUGUUUUGUUCAGUGGUAAUGAAGCUUUAACAAAAGAUGGGGAUGUCAGUAUUACCAGUGACCUUCUGUUGCCAGAAUCUUGUGCAUUAAUGUCAUCUGAAUGUCAAGAAGCUUCUUCAGUCAAGGAAGACCUGGAGAGGCCUGAAAAUCUAACUGAAAUAAAAGAGGGUAUCGCACUUCUGGGAUGCAAACGGGCAGCAUCUCAAGGUUUCGAGGUUAGUAGAGAAUCUACUAGAAAUUCUGGUAAGGCAAAGGCAGAGUCCAGAGAUUUCAUGCAUUUGCCUCCAUUUUUGAGUUCUACCAAUGAACUUGAGGACUGUGUAUUGUUGCCCAUCUGCACAAUACCUAUGAAGCCGGGAAAAGGAUGGCGAAGACCCUUUUCUAGCAUAGUUGUUCCAGAGGCUUCACAUAAUGCAGUUGGGCAGAGUGACGAUAUCCGACGACAAACGGUGCACUGCAUGUCGAAUAGACUAAGAAGAUCCUCAGUCCUGCGUAUGUCAUCCAACCCAUCAGAGAUAAGUCACAGAAUAAACCAGAUGGGCGCUAACCCAAGGGAAAUUCACAAUCGAUCAAAAACAAAGCUUCAGAUUUCUUUAAUCACUGAGAAUGAUAGUACUGAGGCUAAUUUGAUAUCUAUAAAUCCUCGAGAUCAUGUGUUGGUGCUGUGUGAUCAAGAGGAGCCUCUACCCCUCACUGAUUGCUUUACAGCUAGCCGUCUAGCUUGCUGCAAGAAAAUUGGGGAAGGCGUGUAUGGUGAAGUGUUUAUGACGCAACCCAAUCCCACUUCCUUGGAAGGAGCAACAGUUAUGAAGAUUAUGCCCAUAGAAGGGAACAUAGAUGUAAAUGGAGAACCACAGAAGAAAUUUCAUGAAAUUCUGUCUGAGAUUGUUAUUUCAUUAGAACUAAGCAACCUACGGGAAGCCGACAAUGAAAAGAACUGGUGUGAGAACUUCGUUCAUGUCUUAAAGUGCUGGUGUGUCCAGGGCAGUUAUCAUCAGGACUUGCUUUGUCUCUGGGAUGAAUUUCAUGAGAAGAAAGAGUCUGAUAAUGAUCGUCCCGAUAUAUUUCUUGAGGAUCAGUUAUACAUCGUGCUGGAGUUUGGACACGGUGGUGGCGACUUGGAAAGUUUUGUUUUCAACAAUGCCCGAGAUGCUUUGGCAAUCUUUCUCCAGAUUGCAUAUAGCUUGGCUGUAGCUGAACAAGAAUUGGAAUUUGAGCACCGAGAUCUUCACUGGGGCAACGUUUUAGUUGCUCAAACUCAAGAGACCUCAAUUAAUUUCAAGCUGAAUGGGGAAUGCUACACUCUUCAGACUAAUGGAGUAAAAGCAACAGUGAUAGAUUUUACUUUGUCAAGGAUGAAAUUGCCACAUUGUGUUGUAUUCAACAAUUUGGCCGAGGACCCGUCGCUGUUUGCUGGCGAGGGUGAUUACCAGUUUGAAAUCUACAGGCAAAUGAUGAAAGCCAAUAAGAAUGAGUGGGAGGCCUUUACACCGUACACUAACGUAUUAUGGCUUCACUAUAUCCUGGAAAAGAUGACGUCUGACUGUUAUUUUAAAAAUGUAAAGUCCAAGGUACACAAGAGUAAUUAUGAGCAACUCAUCAAAUUCAAACAACAAAUGCUUAAUUAUGACAGUGCUAUGGAUUUUGUAUUAAAGAGGGAGCAAUAUAUGUGAUAAUUUUCAUAUCUGUAAAUUAUCCUUUAUUUUAUAGUACAAAUUUUUGUUAGGUUUUUGAAAUCUGCAUUUAUUAAUGUGCAGGUAUUUUGUAAUAUAACUACCAGAGCACAUCUUGAAAGAAUAAUACAUUAAGGGUUGUAUCAACUCAGAAUUACAGUAUUGUAUUAAGAGUGUUAAUGCAUCAUUUAGUGAAGAACUUUUGCCAGAAGCUGGUAAGAGGAAACUAUUAUGUUGCAGAUAAUGAGCUACAAUAUUGUUCUAUUAUACAUAAACCAUUUUUCUUCCCUUUUCUUGUAUUUUCUCUAAUCACCCAAUAUUUUUAUGUAUAUUAUGUUCUUGUAGAAUUUACUUUUAUACAUUUUAUAUAAAAAAGUUUUCUAAAUCCAAAUGGGAAACAUGUACAGUACUGUAUAUAUAUAUUGUACAUAGAUUGAUGUACUGUACUAAGAAGAGUAGCCUUCAUUCUGUGGGCUGUUGGUUUUUCUGUGCCCAGAUUCAAGAGGAUUUAUUGGGCAUAAAGCCAGGCUUUCCUGUUGUUGCAUUGAGUAAUAAACCAUUUUCCUUUC
Procambarus clarkii (red swamp crayfish) is the source of this 5279-nucleotide messenger RNA. RefSeq names its product uro-adherence factor A. Gene Ontology annotation, molecular function: histone H3T3 kinase activity; ATP binding. The record is from RefSeq and is a predicted model, not a curated record. NCBI's taxonomy places the organism in Eukaryota, Metazoa, Arthropoda, Malacostraca, Decapoda, Cambaridae. Gene Ontology annotation, biological process: protein phosphorylation; mitotic cell cycle; intracellular signal transduction. Gene Ontology annotation, cellular component: cytoplasm; nucleus.